Molecule: messenger RNA, 2003 nt
Organism: Melampsora larici-populina 98AG31
Lineage: Eukaryota; Fungi; Basidiomycota; Pucciniomycetes; Pucciniales; Melampsoraceae
Product: lipase
Exons: 15
Coding region: 1-1680 (559 amino acids)
Source: RefSeq, a predicted model, not a curated record
AUGUUGAAGAAACUAAGCUUUCUAGUGUUGGCGAGUGGUGUGACAAUCGCAUGGUGGUAUCGAAGGAAUUCAACAUCAGGACCUGUUGUUGGUUUGGACUAUGGCUCAUUUCGAGGAAAGAGUUUGCAUACACAUGGUAUUGAACAAUUUUUUGGGAUUCCAUAUGCUGAACCACCAGUUGGAGAAAGACGGUUUACGAAUCCGAUUCCACCUCUUAGAACUUAUUGGAAUCAUGACUCGACAAAACAUCCAGCAGUUUGUCCUCAACAAAGUUUAGGAGGAAAUACAUCUUCUAUAUAUAAAGAUUGGUUUGAUAAUUUAGGAUUGAAUCCAUUGAUGUAUCUCAAACCAUUUGGUUCUGGUCAAGAAGAUUGUUUGACUGUAGACGUUACUCGUCCAACCGGUUUGACAAAUGACUCAAAACUUCCAGUCAUUUACUUUAUAUAUCCUGGUGGAUACAAUUACGGAGCAAGUUGGGAACUUACUGGAGUACCAAUCGUGAAAAAGAGUAUAGAAAUGAAUCUUCCAAUCAUCUGGGUCUCAGGAAACCAUCGAACGAAUGCUUUUGGAUUCUUGGGUGGAAAAGAAGUUGGGAAGGCUGGGGUUGGAAAUUUAGGAUUAAAAGAUCAAAGGUUAACUAUGCAAUGGAUUCAAAAAUAUAUUUCACAAUUUGGAGGAGAUCCUGAAAAAGUAAUCGUGUAUGGAGAAUCAUCUGGAGCGAUCUCUAUCUCUCACCACCUCUUGGCUUUCAAUGGAAACCUCAAUGGCUUAUUCCGUGGUGCGAUAUGUCAAAGUGGUACAGCAUUACCAGUAGGAAAGUUUUCAGACGGAGCUGGUCAAAAAGGUUUUGAUCUUUUGGUAAAUAGAUUAGGAUGUCAAGACUCAAAUGAUAAACUAGAUUGUUUACGACACGCAGAUCUAAAAAAGAUGCAGAAUGUGAUUGAUGAACUUCCUGGAACAUUUUCGUUUGGAUCUUUUCCAUUAACGUUUGGUCCAGCUGUUGAUGGUGAAUUUGUGACAGACUCUAUUCAACAUGCUUUGAAGAAUGGUCGAUUUGCCAAAGUUCCAGUCAUCGUCACCGAUGUUCAAGAUGAAGGUACUAUUUUGGCCAUAGGAUCUUACUCAGUCAAAACCGAAGAUGAAUUCCGAGAAUUCAUCAGUAAAAAAGUUCCAAAAGCAAGCCCAGAGCAAAUCGAAAAAGUCUUACAACUUUGGCCAUCUGAUCCAACACUUGGAUCACCGUUCGGUUCAGGUACCAAGAAUGCAGUCACACCUGUUUACAAACAGUAUUCAGCAAUCUUAGGAGACUUUGGAUUUCAAGGUUUGAGAAGGUUGUUUCUUAGAGGAACUUGUGAUUCGAUGCCCACUUGGAGUCUUCUAGACCGAGCAGCACAACAUUUUCCAGUAGUAGGUGCAUUUCAUGCAUCAGAUCUUCCAGCCGUUAUUGGAAUCACUCCAGGAAACCGAUCAGAAGAUUAUCAAAAACGUUGGAUUUCAUUCGCUUAUCAACUUGAUCCGAAUCAUGAAGGAUUACCUAAAUGGGAAAAGUAUGAUGAUCAUCAUUCAUUACUUCUUAUGGAUCAAGAUGGUUCGAUUGGAAUGGAACCUGAUACGUUUAGAGAACAUGAAAUUGAUUAUUAUUUAGAAAAUUUAGAAGAUUUCGUUUUUGCUUCUCCUUGAUAAAAUCAAAAACCUUGACUGAGGAUUUCUUCUUUUUCAAAUCAAAGCUUUUUUUGGUUUAUACACGUUUGAUUGUUUUGUUGAUGUUGGUUUUCAAAUCUUGUUUACUUUUGAUCAUUCACGAUCUCACUAUCUUUUCCAUUGCAUUAUCUUUCAUGUUGUUUGAUUACUACCUGUUUACUUUGUCAUCGUACUUAUAAGUUGUGAUGAUAUUCAAACCGUCUCCAAACUAUCAGUUUCAAUUUCACUGACACAAAACACCGUCGCGUGUUUCAAAGUUGGGAUUUUAAAGUGCAAUUUGAUGAUAUACUUGUUUAUAGGGU